UCCACAUGAGAGUGAAGGAUUUUUUUUUUUGAGGGGGAUAUGAGAGAGGAGGCUGGUCAGUUUCUUAACUCAUGGAGUUCCCACAAAUCUAACUACUCUAGUGAGUUACUAGGUUAGAAAAGGGAGGUGAUUCCAAAAAACAGUCCUGAAAGACUUAAGCUUCUUAAAUUAGAUCUGGUGUGGAUUACCUUCCUCUUUGUUUUGCCAGAAUAUAAAAGACCCUCACAAAGUUGUUUGGGAUAAGUGCAAUUAUGAAAGGUACUUAGUAAGGGUAUAAGUAAGUUGACAUUUCUGUUGUUAGAUAGGGAACCAGUCAAUUUUAUGCUUCCUUUAUAGAAAAUAAUAUCCCUUUUCUAUGUGUAUGCUUCCUAUCCAAAGGCCAUCAGAGAUAGCUAUGAUGCUAGCUUGACUUGGCCCAAUUGGUCAACUGUUUUCCAUGAGUGGGGAAACAAUCACCACCACCAAAAAAAAACAGUGGGCCUGUGUGUAGGGAGAGAGGGUCAUACUGUUUUCUUCAAGUCACAUUUCAAUACAGAGAGGGAAAAUGAAUGGGUAGAGAUGAAUGCUCCAAAAAGCAAAAAGGAGGGGGGACCUGUCAAGAGGUUUCCAAACAUGGCAAGAAUGGCCAGGACAGAAUAUCGGGUUGUCCUGGUUUAAGGAGAUCCUGGAGGAUCUUCGUGGGGGCAGGGUUAAGGGAAAAGCAGGUAGAGAGUGGAGGCAGUGAAGGAAGAAUUUCAAUAGCUCCCCCACUCAGGAUAGUGACACCCCAAAGGGAAAAAAGGGUGGGGUGAGAGGGAGGAGAGGGAGACCCUAAAAGACUCAAGGAGAUGGGAAAGUUUCAAGUGUAUCCUUUCUCUGACACCUUUUCCCUUGCUUCUUUGUGUUUAUUUCUGUGUUCUCCCUCAUCCACUCUCUCUUAUUCUUCUCUCCGUCCUCCAGCACCAAAGGCAACAGCACUGAGCUCCCUCCUUCUUCAUUUUUCCUCCUUCUCCUCUCAGGUCUCUCUCUCUCUCUCUCUCUCUCUCUCUCUCUCUCUCUCUCUCUCUCUCUCUCUCUCUCUCACACACACACACACACACACACACACACACACACACACACACACAGAUACACACACCCCUCUUUCUCUUCCAUACCGUUUCAGACAGAGCUGGCAAGACCCAGGGCUGCAUCCAUGGCAAACCCUCCUCCUCUUCUUCCUCCUCCUCCUCCUCCUCCUUCUCCACCUCUCCUCCUCCCUUCUCCUCCCCACGCCUCCGCCGCCACCUCCGCUGCCUCCCGGGGUCCCAAGCCUCAGUCCUUCUCCUACAGGCUGUGAUCUCGUUCAAGGGGAGGAAGGGGUGGUAGCCCUCGGACCCAUGGAUUAGGAGGACUUGGUUUCCUGCCUUUGCACAGCCUAGAAGUGGGGGCAGGCGGGUAGUUAGGGGUGGGCUUGGUGAACAGAGGGAGCGAGAGGAAAAUCCAGGGGCUUCCGCGAGCCUGCCGGGUGGAGUUUGCAAGCCGCUGAUUCUCCCUCCCGUGCACCCACAGACUCGGGGGAGCCCGGACCCUAUUCUUGCUCCCACUGCCCCUUCCCCUGGUUCUUCUCUUUGCUUGCCAGCAGAAGAGAAGGAGCGAGAGCGAGGAGUGUGUGUGUGUGAGCGCGCGCGUGUGUGCGCGCGUGAGUGUGCGAGUGUGUGUGCGUGUGUCUGUGUGUGUGUGUGUGUGUGCGCAGGGAAAAGCUAAUGGAUGUAGUGAAGCUGGCGCUGGAGAAGGGGAGCGGGCAGCAGGCUCCGGCGGCCGUUGCAGCUGUUGCUCUGGCUCCAGCCUUGGCUCCGGCUCCGGCUCUGGCUUCGGCUCCAGCUCCAGCUCCGGCUCCCGCCCCUGCUCGCAGCCGCCUACUUCUCCUGCCCCGGCCACCGCAGCCACCGCUGCCCCUCCAGCAGUCAGAGAUGCUGCCACUCCUGCCCAGCUACCAGCACCGGCUCCGGGCUCGGAGGAAAAGAAAGGAGCUGCUGCUGGGCCAGGUCUGCUUUCUGGGUUCGCUCCUGCUGCUCCUCUCGUCCCUGGGUAACUGGGCUGAGAAAGCCGGUUAUUAUAUCUUUGACCAUACAGAGGCAAAUGACAAGUGGAGUGGGAGGAGAUUACUGCAAAAGAAUGAUACCUUGAUUCCAGAGAACCUGGAACCCCUGCCUGGUAAAAACUGCACUGAACCAGCUCUCCAUGAAUUCCCAAAUGACAUCUUUACAAAUGAAAAACGACGACAAGGAGCUGUGGUUUUACAUGUCCUCUGUGCUAUGUACAUGUUCUAUGCUUUGGCCAUCGUGUGUGAUGACUUCUUUGUUCCCUCCUUGGAAAAGAUUUGUGAACGCCUCCAUCUCAGUGAAGAUGUGGCUGGAGCCACUUUCAUGGCAGCUGGAAGCUCUGCUCCUGAGUUAUUUACAUCUGUUAUAGGUGUUUUCAUCACAAAAGGGGAUGUGGGUGUUGGAACUAUCGUUGGCUCAGCUGUCUUCAAUAUUCUCUGCAUCAUUGGUGUCUGUGGGCUUUUUGCUGGACAGGUUGUGGCUCUGUCUUCUUGGUGUCUCCUGAGAGAUUCAACUUACUAUACGCUGUCUGUUGUUGCCCUCAUUGUGUUUAUAUAUGAUGAAAAAGUUUCUUGGUGGGAGUCCUUAGUGCUAGUACUAAUGUACAUUAUCUACAUCAUUAUUAUGAAAUACAAUGCUUGCAUACAUCAGUGCUUUGAAAGAAGAACAAAGAGUGCUGGGAAUAUGGUGAAUGGCUUGGCCAACAAUGCUGAAAUUGAUGACAACAGCAAUUGUGAUGCCACGGUAGUGCUCCUUAAGAAAGCAAAUUUCCACCGCAAAGCUUCAGUGAUCAUGGUAGAUGAGCUGCUGUCAGCAUAUCCACAUCAGCUCUCUUUUUCUGAGGCUGGACUCCGGAUCAUGAUUACCAGCCACUUUCCCCCAAAAACUCGGCUCUCCAUGGCUAGCCGCAUGUUGAUUAAUGAGAGGCAAAGAUUAAUAAACAGCAGAGCAUAUGCAAAUGGAGAGUCAGAGGUGGCCAUCAAAAUCCCCAUCAAACAUGCUGUUGAGAAUGGAACAGGGCCAAGCAAUGCCCCAGAGAGGGGUGCGAAUGGGACCCGAAGGGAUGAUGAUGUCACUGAGGCUGGCAAUGAAACUGAGAAUGAGAAUGAGGACAAUGAGAACAAUGAGAAUGAUGAAGAAGAAGAAGAGGAUGAUGAUGAUGAUGAUGGACCUUAUACUCCAUUCGACCCACCCUCUGGCAAAUUGGAAAUAGUGAAGUGGUUAUUCACCUGGCCACUGAGUCUGGUCUUGUACUUUACUGUACCCAACUGCAACAAACCCCAAUGGGAAAAGUGGUUUAUGGUGACAUUUGCUUCCUCCACCCUGUGGAUUGCAGCUUUCUCCUAUAUGAUGGUUUGGAUGGUUACAAUUAUUGGCUACACAUUGGGUAUUCCUGAUGUGAUUAUGGGGAUCACAUUUCUGGCAGCUGGGACUAGUGUGCCUGAUUGCAUGGCCAGCCUUAUUGUUGCAAGACAAGGCAUGGGUGACAUGGCUGUGUCCAACUCUAUCGGAAGCAAUGUGUUUGACAUUCUGAUCGGCCUGGGCCUCCCGUGGGCCCUGCAGACACUGGCAGUGGAUUAUGGCUCAUAUAUUCGACUGAAUAGCAGGGGACUGAUCUAUUCUGUUGGCUUGCUGUUGGCCUCUGUUUUUGUCACGGUAUUUGGUGUCCACAUGAACAAGUGGAAGCUAGACAAGAAGCUGGGGUUCGUGUGCCUUUUCCUAUAUGGCAUCUUCUUGUGUUUCUCCAUCAUGACUGAAUUCAACGUUUUCACCUUUGUGAACUUGCCCAUGUGCAGGGAGCACUGAUCCACUUGGCAAGGCUGAGGUGCCACUUCCUUCUUUCUUCUGUGCAAUACUCAACAUGGCUGGCACCCCCCAAGAGCACGGGGUGCUUCCGAAGGGCCGUGAAGUACAGUCUAUCCUGCUCGCUGUUCUCCUCUCUGGUUAGCCCUGGCUCCCCUCCAAUUCCUCCUCUUUCCCACUCCCAACCUCCACCCCAUCCCCCCCCCCCCAUCGGGAAAGCUCCUAUGUCGAUGUGAAGACUUUCCACAUUCAUAUGAUUUUUCAAUCUCUAUCUCUCCAAACAGUGACUGAGAUUUUAGAAGCACUGGCUGCUACCUGGCACUGAGCCAGACAGAACUUGCUCCAAUUCCUUCUCUUUUUUUUUUAAGUUAUUUGAUGGAAGACUAAUCUAAUUUAUGACUUGAGACUGUGGGUGAAAUAGAGAAGAAGAGGCUACAUUGAUUGUAUGGGGUGUUUUUCUGAGGAUAAUUAUGGGAUUCUGGGUUUGGGGAUAUUUUGUUCUUUUUUUUCCCUUUUUCCAGAGAGCCUCUUACAUCUUUUCCUCCUGCGUUUUGGAUUGCAAUGAAAGAUCAUAAGUGCAGUGUUUUAUGGGAACUGAACUCAAGGUACUUUGGAGUAUGAGUGGCUUUACUGUUUAUUAAAAGGAGUUGAUGAGGCAACAGAGAAUGACUUUUUACUCGGAAUUAGACAUCUCUUAAAGUCUUAUAGGAAAUACAGAAGGGAAAGCACAUUGGAGGGAAGACAACAACACUUUUCUGGUGUCCAUUGUGGCCAUCAAUUUAUUGUUAAGAUAUUUCUAGUUUUCCAAGCAAUAGUUCCAGCCCGCCAGCCUGCCUGACCUUUGCUGAGGGGAGCCCUGGCUCAUACCAUCCACAAGGUACCAGGUACAGUCUGUGACAUGAGCUCUCCUUCCUAACUUGUACGUUACUGCGAUUUUCUCUUUAGAGUCCUAUUCAGGGUGACCCGGAUAGACACAAAAGGCUUCAGCUUUUUGUAAAUGAGUUAGAGACACUGGUUUCUUUGAAAAGAAAGAAGCGCACUUUGCACAGACAUUGAAGUCGAUGAAGUCGCAAUUUGCCACUCAGAAAUGAGUACACUGGACCCAGCCAGAUUAUUAAUGGGUGAACUUUCCCAACAGAACACUGCCAAGCUGGCUCACCUCUCCCUGGAGAGUCCAAGGGAGGACGAGAGCAACAGAGGGAUGGCACUUUUCAAAUGCAGAAUGUGUUCAAUGAAGACUCGUUCAUGAGCAUAAGUUAUUGUGAAAGUUUUUGCCAAUCACUGCUCUUAAUAGCCCUGCUAUUUUGUAUGAUACUGUAUUAAUAUGCAGAAAAAUUCCACCAAGUUGAGAAACACCUAUGCUUGUUACACUUGUAUUUAUUGAAACUGUGGACCUUCCCCAUACUGAUUCUUGUAUUUACUUUAAGCACUGAUCACUUCUAAUUCUUUCAGGAGGGUCUUCUCUCUCCUCCCACCGCUCUCCCUCCCCACACACGUUCAGAUAUAAAAUGUUCCCACAUAUUACCAUCUGGUUGAAUGUCCUUGUCUAUGGUACAAACAAUGGCCAAUACUAGUAAAUGAGAGUAUAAGGCCUAUUUUUAAGUACAAAACAAACAAAAAUAGAAACCACUUAUUUUUAAUUGCAGCAGGAAACCUGUUCACCGAGCUAACGCAUUUAUCAACUGUGUUGCACACUUGCACUUGAUUAUUUGAGAUUGGUUUUCUUUGGACAGAUAGUGUACAAUAAACUCUGGUCUUUAGCCUUCAUAAAGCACAACAUAUUACUUACUAUCCAGAUCAGGGUCUGUUUGGCAUUAACUAGUUUGGUACCCAAUGAGUGAAAGCUGUCACCGCAUGGACAAAUAUUCACAUCUGCGACUGCCUUCUGGAUUGAUUUACCCUGAAAUAGAUGUAUAUAACUGACUACCUUAAAUAAACAAGAUGGUGGUGGCCAUGGCAGAAUGCAGAUGUAAGCAGCAUGGACGACUGGAUACCUUUAAAUCCUAAAGGAAUUUUGUACCCAUUAUCAUCUAAGCUUGACUGUACAUAGGCAGUAUGUUUAGCACUGCAAUCCAUGUGUGUGGCUAUGCAAAUUGGAAAUAAGAUUUAGAACUUUUACUGUGUUCAAAUAGUCUAUUCAUUUUAUCCUUCCAAGGUUUAAUUGUGACAUGAUUCAUGGUAAUAUCUCCCUAAAAAUGUUCUUUGGAUUUUUGUUUGGUUUUUUUGAAAAAAGACAUUGAGAUCAUCAUUUUUAAAAAGCCAUAUUUGAAACCAAUGUAGAUCCAGAGGAAUAAUUUCCCUAGGUUUUAAAGAGGUUGGGAUGAACUCCAGGGCCAAAUUCAAUCUGUGACCUGUUCCUCACCUAAAAUUCAACGUAACUCAAUUGAGAAAGAAAAAGUAAGUUGUAGGGAUAAAACACACACACACACACACACACACACACACACACACACUAAGGUUUGAUUUAAGUUUAUGCUACUGUUCUACCAGUAUCCAUCUAAAUAGUCUAGCAGACCUGUUUAGAGUUAUAUCUGUGAAAUAGCCAUUAUCUCACAGCAGUAAUAUGUGGCUUAUUUUAGAAAAUAUUCCAUCCCAAUGUCAUCCUGAUUAUCUUUGUUUUGAGUGUUUGCCAUAAAUGACACCAUCAAAGCAUUCAUGAAUCGUAGAAAUAUAUGUAAAGACAUUAGGUUUGUCAGAGCUGUAAUGAUCAUUUUCAAUGCCACAGACAAGCAGCAGCAUGGAAGAUACCCUCAGAACAACUUUUAAAGACAAAAUCAGUUAGGAAUGAGGAAGGACCCAAAGGUACCAUGAAGCAGCUGCUGAGAAGUCUGGGGACCGGAGAGAAAGCAAGGCAGGAUCAGAGUGGGAAUGAGUUCUCCUGGGGUUCUAUGGUCAUAGGAAGGAAUCAUCAUUUUUCACCUCCUAUUUUAACUAAUUGAUCUUCCUAAUUAGGUGCUAAACUAAGCUAUUUCUAGCUUAUGAACAAGUGCCCUCUAAAUUUCAAAGUUUUGAAAAAAAAGCUCUAUUACCCCCCUGCCCUCCAGUUCCAAGUCUCCUGGUUGGUACUUAAAUAAAUUAUAUUAGAUGAAUCUGAAUAUUGGUUAUUACACUUUGAAGAAGUUGUUCUUUUGCUCCUAAAGGUGAAUGCUUAAUAUAGAGCUUGGUUUUGUCUAAAUGUGUCUACUGCCACUGUGAAACCAUCAGAAAUGAUAUUCAUAUGCAAAGUUACUCCAUGGGAAAAUUAAGUGGGAAUGCCCAUAUUUCCCAUGCCAACAGUGCUAUUCACCAGUGGCCACACAAAGUAAAAUAUGAAAAGUUUAAUUUUUCCAUCUGAAAAAAUGAUUGAACACACCUCCCCAGAAAAUGUUUUAAAUCGAUCAUAAAAAUGGCAGCCAAAAUGUGAGCCUCUCACAUUCAGACUGAGUGAUCAAAUAAGAAAUCUCACUAGUUACACAAAAUCAGUCUGCUGCUAUUGUUUGUGAUCUUCUUAAUUUGUUGGGGGACAUGGAGCAGGCAGGGGUGAAAUCUUUUUAAAUAAAGCUCCUAAAUCUGAGAAAAUUUCCAGUAUAAGAUUGUUGAAGAAUCUUGGCCAUGGCCAUGGCCACAAAUGAAACAAUUCAGUAAUUGUCUAAGGCUUAGUUUUUCCUUUUAAGCAAAUUCUAGAUAAAAUUCUAGAGUUAAACAGAACAGAAAAUACCCCCAAAAUUUAGCUCCUUGUUUCUGAAGAACACAACGCUUUAACUUCUGGGUUUAACCCCUCUCAACCGGGCUGCUAAACCAAGUAUGGGACCCAGUAGCUAGCCCCUUGGAUGGUCACAAACAUAGGCAGUUGAAUUUGAGCCCUGGAAAAGAACUCUAAAACUGUGAUAGAAGAAAGUUGAUCGAGGGAUUAAAUAGCUUUUGCCCCUACCAAAGGAAAACUCUGUACCUGCAUUUUUAGAAAUAGUGCACUUUUUUGUAGAUACAGGUUUUGUAUUUACAACAGAAAAUAUGUGGGGGUGGAGGGUGGUUGGGUGAAGGAUAUUUUUAAUGAUAUUUUUUCUUGGCCUUUGUAUUCUAAGCUCUCUAGUUUAAGGCCAUGAAUAUGCAUGCUCUGGGUUUGUGGCUUUGUAUAUGUUAAACAACAAAUAUUUUAAGCAUGUAGUCUAAGAAAAAUCUCAAAGCAUUUUUGUUUUUGUUUUUAAAGAUAAUUGAAUAUUUUAGACUAUGCAGGUAGUAACACAUACUAUCUGGGUCAGUUUUUGGUAUAUAAAACAGGGGUAUUAUCUAAUUUGCAGUGAAUAUAUCAAGGGUAGUUUUAUACCUUUAUUUAAUUGUUCAUGAAAACCUUCAGGUAGUUAAAAUGAAGAAGUGUGAGCUGGGUAUUAUUUUGGUGGGUAUGGAGCAAAUAUAUUACUCUAUGCCAAAUGUAUUUACUCAUUCUUUUCAUGUCAAUGAAUUGGGCAGAUCUAAUUAAUUGUUCAUUUCAUCAUAUCUACUCUGUAAUAGAUGUGACAUAUAAGUGUUGUGUUUUGAACAGCCUGAUCUGGAAUUGUGAUUCUCAUUUCCCCUUAGAUUCUCUAAUACAACAGCUCGUACAUGCCCAGUGUGUCUCCUAAGAUGCAAAAUCUCUGGAUGAAAACUUAAAAAACUCAGGCAGUCCUACUGGUCAUUUGUAGACAUCCAAGGGUACUGCAUCAUGUAAUUGACAGCACAGGGUAGAUUAUAAAGUCUUUUCUCAUAAGAUUUGUAUGUUCAGGACCUGUAAUUUCAUCAAAGCAAAGGACUUCCAGCAUGGAAAACUUCUCCCUCAAUGCAGAUCCGCAACUUAAACCCAAACUUAGAGUUUUCUAGGACAUUUAGAAGUCAAACAACUUGCUUGCUAAUACAGCAACUCUGAGUCAAAGGUAGGACUUGAAUUCAGGUCUUCUUGAGGCAAAGCCAACCAGCUCUCUACUACCGCAACCUGCCUCUCCUCACAGGUUGUAACCAAAAAAAGCACAUUUUUCCUAUUUCUGAAUUUUCUAAAUUCAUGGGAACUCUCUCCCAUGGCAUCUUAGUGAAAGCAGAGGAAAGGGAAACACACAUAAAAUUACAAUGUAUAUGAUGACGAAUCCCCAUAUAGCAAAAUUUUCAGAAGAUGUCAGAACAAUAAAAUUCCAUUAUGUCCUUCCCAGUUGCUUAUUCUUGGGCAUGCAAUGAUGACAUUAUGAGAGUAAGUCUUCUGAAAUCUAUUAAACAUUUUCAGAGGUUAUGAGCUAUGUGGAGCUAUAUUUUUUUCCUUGCUUUUUUUUGGAAGAGAUUUAGGAAAGGAUGAUCUCUUUUAUAGGGUUUGCUAUCUGAAAGAGGGAUAAACUGGCAGUAUUUCUCUACUUGGAUUUUCAUAAACAAUUAACAUAUACAUAAAAUUAUACUUCUAUAUGUACAUACAAUUAUGCUUGUAUGUUAAGUAUUUUUCUACUCACUAGAAAUGGAAUUUUGGAUUAGUAAAUUUCCCCUCCAAACUUAGGUAAGAAAGUAGUUAACCAUCAUCUGGUUUUCCGGGUGUGGUAGAGCCCAGUGACUGGUUCAAUAGAAUUGCAUAUAGAUCAUGCAAUGAAAUGAAUCGAGUCUUGGGCACCUAUAGAAUCCUUGUGCUUAUUUUUUUAGGCAGGUUUCUUAAAAGAAAUCCUAGAGCUCAUAACUAAAAAGAUAGUGUGUGCUUGCAUGAGAAUGAGUUUUUGGCAUCAGCUAAUCAUUUUCUUUUGAAACAGGAAAAAACCAAACUGCAUUCUCAGGUUCAUCAUGGCUUUAUUUUUGAGAACAGAUGUCAGAUAUUUUAUUUCAAAACCAUAGCUUGUGAAGGUAGGCCUGUUUUUCAAAAGCUAAGUACCAAACCAUUAUUUUAUACUCAUGAAUAUUCCUCCAUGCUUCCAUGUACUUGAAAGAAAAUAUUCACUGUGAUUUGUUUCCAGAAAUAUUUAAUCAGUCUACAGUUUUUAAGCAGGUAAGAUAUCAUUUCCAUCACAGCUAUAAUUUUAUUACUGAAGCACCAGUAACAUUCCUCUCUUGUUGCUAAAAAAAAAAAAGUUAAAUACUCUUUUCUAUUUACAUUAAACUAUCAUGUUUAUUAAAAUUAUUUCACAUUUCAAUAAAUACAAAUUCUACCUAAGGCAGAUCAUAUACUUAUAGACUCAUAAAAAAUGGACAUUUAGUCUAUGUCUUUCCUUGGUUACUAUAUUCACUGAGGCCUGCAAAUCCAGUCCAAUCCAACAAACUUUCUUUACAUAGCCACUACAUGACAGGCACUGGGUAUACAAAAUAAAACCAAAAUACAGCCCCUGUCCUCAAGGAACUUCUAUCCUACUGUGAAUUGGAGCAUUAUUCCCAUGUGAGAACAAGAAAAUAUAACCAUUUUGAAUGAUUCAAAUCUUUAAUCAAUGAAAUAUUAAGUUAUCAUUAUUUUGUUUAGAAUACUCUUCAAAUUGGGAAGGUUAAGGGGGAAAAGCCUCAAAAAAGAAGGUAUAAAGAUGACAUAUAAAAGGCAAAAUUGCAGUAAAUUAACAUCAAACAAAAGAACAGAAUGACUUAUAACAAGUUUAAUUCAAUUUGGAAAAUAUUUGGGCUUAACCUAUAGCAUGAGGCAUUCAGAUUAAUCCUAAGAAGAAUUUCUUGAGAAACUUUCUCAUUUAUAUGACAGAACCAUUUGCAUUUUUCUGAUGUGAGUUGGUAUUUUAAUGUUAAUCUGUUCAGCAGGGAUGUUAGGAUUCCAUGACCAAAUAAAUGGUUUAUAUGAGUGGCCAUGUGUUCAUGAUCAAAAUGAUUCACAAAGUCCCAAGGCUCUUCUUGCCAUUGGUACUGCCCUACACACCAGACACAUACACCCAACUGAUCAAAAGGCUUGUAGCAAGUCAUAUGAAAAUUCAACAGGGAUUUCUUCAAACUGAAAGUGGGGAAAGAUAGGACUUUGCAUGCAGGUGGUCUGUCCAUAAUUCAGAUGUGUACCAGGCAAGUAUGCUACCCAAAAGACCUCACCUACUAUUUAGAGAGGUCUGAAAAGUGUUGAGAUUCAUUGAUGUAAACCAUAGUACUAUUUUUUCUGUGUCAGGUAGAAAUAAAAAUGAAUUUUAAUUCAUUAAUUCUGUGUAUCAUAAGAGAGUUUUUUUAGCAUAGAUUUUUUUUAAAGCAGAAUAUAAUAUUAUCAGCAUGUUCUGGCUUAGCCUUCUGCCUCAAGGUAAGAUGGUAGACUAGCUCAUCCUUAAAAGUCCUUUUGGGUCCUAAAAAGCUAUGAUAAUUUCCUUUUCCUUAAAUGUGGCAUUUUCCCUGGGGAAAAGACCGACUCCCUGGAAAUUACUGCCAACCUGAAAAGCUGGCCAUCAUAAAAUUGACUUCUACAAGAGUUAUUUCAAUUUCUAUGGGCCAAAAUGAUACAGGCAAUCUUUUGAAUACUCUUCCAGUUUCUCUAUUGCCUAAACGUUCAUGAUGGCAGUCUUCCAGGGAGAAAUAAAAGCAAGAACAAAAAGGCAAUUAGAGAUUCCCAUUCCUAGAAAUUCUAUGGAGAAACUUAGAUCAGUAAAAAAAUAAUAUGAAUCCAACAAGGAGAGUUUGUACCUAAUGUGCCUUUGAAUGGAAGUGGAAAUAAAAAUUUUAAAACAAUUUAUAGGGUUUUUUAAAGAAUUUAUCUGACUGUAACACUGACCAAAUUUUUAAACUUUUUUUUACAGAAAGGAAUUAUAUUCCUUAAAAAUUUUAACACUGGUUGACAGACAACUUAUAACACCACUCACUGUUGUAUACGCUAAUUCCAAGAAGACUAUAUCCUAGAGCCAGCCUUUAGUUUUCUCCUGUGCAUUCUCAGGGAAAUUGAUGUCAGUUAUAUUAUAGGUUCUUCUCAGAGUUAUUACUUAUGAUUCAGCAGGUCUGAAAAGAAAUUAUCCCCAUUUUCAAAAUCCAACGUGUGCUCUUCCCUUAUUUUCUUAAAUAUUACAUGCCUUGUUGAAGGUUGUGUUGAUACUCUUCCAUUUUAUCUGCUCCACAGAUUUUUCUAUCUUUCAAGAUGAUCUGACUCUAUUCAAGCUCUGGGUUGAAGGUAUCCAAACAGAAUUGUGUUAUUGAGUGCUGAUAAUCAACUGAGGAAUAAUAGCAAUUGAUGCUAUGAAAAAAAAAAGUUAAACAUGGUGGCAGGGGUGGAUAGCUCACUUAAUAACUACACCGUGUGGGAUGAAAGGGGACAAUUUUAUGUACUAGUUCAUUAUCUUUGGGUAGGCAUGGUAGCAAUAAAAAGAUUCCUCUGUCCUUGAAUGCAGGCAUUCAGUGGGGACUGUAUGUUUGAAAAGAAUUGGCAAAGGGGUGGGAGUCUAGAGAUUAGGGUUCUAAUCUGCCACUAACUAUGUAACCUUGGGCAAGUAAUUUCAUCGCCUUGAGACUCAGUUUUACCUAUUAAAUGUUUGGUUGAACUAUCUCUAUGAUCCCAAGAGACAUGCAUUAUAAAGAGGUCAGAGAUAAAGGACAGGGGUUCAACAUGUAAUUGAGACUCGCUGACAUACCUAGCCUUAGAAUCUUGUCAUUAUUGGUCCUUAUCUUUUUGGCAAUCCUCUUUAGGGAAAAACACUUUAUUAUCCUAUAUUAAUCUCAGGGAAAAUUACUAGAGUUUCAGAAGCCAAAAACUAGACUCCUUGUUUUAAAAAUAAUUGGCUUAAUUCAUUCCCCCAUUGCAAAAGUAUGGAUAUUUCAGUCACUAUUGCUCUAUGAAAAAUGUUCAAGAGGGUCCCUCCAUUUCUUAAUAGUAUCAACUCAUGGACCAGGAUCUAGGACAGGAUCAAGUUCUUAGAAUCAAGAGGCAAGGUCUAGCAUACAGACAUUAUUUUCCUUAAUUUUUAAUAAAUGCAUAUUUAUUGAAAAGACAAAGGUGGGAUUAAGGGUUGAAGAGUGAAAGUACUUUUUCUUUGCCCUUAUAGGAUACAAUUUACCCAAGUUAUCACACCAUUUAUCAACAUAAUUAGACUGAAUAAUGUGUCAUAUGUAGAGGGGCAUUGUGAAAAAUUGACAAUUCAUUAGGAAGCUCUUUAUUUGUUAGUUUUCCAAAAAAACAAAAACAGUCUUGAACCAUGAUAAUUUCACUAUAAAAAAUAUACUAUUGGAUCACUACUUUAAGGGGAUACCAAUAUAAUUUAUUAUAGAUCAUAAAAUUCUCACUAAAAAGAAAAGAGUUGAACCAAUUGCCAGCUUUUGACCAACUAAGGUGAGAAGAACACAUAUAUACUUGUGCUUUAGUAUAUUGGUAUCCUAAUAUUAGAUAACAAAGUUGUUUAUCUUCACCGUUGGGAAAAACCAAUUAUCUUAUUAUCAACUAUGGUCCAAAAUGGGCAUCAAACAUUAGCCUGUGAAAUUUCACAGGUUUUAGAGCCUGAGAUAAAUUGAGAUUUAUAUUCAGCUAUAAUACAGUACCUUACCUAUUUUUAAAGUUUGUAAAACUUGAAGUUCAAUGCUAGCUGACUGUCAACAAAAUAAGAAAGGGAAUCUAGUGAUAAGAAGGUAAUGAAUAUGAGUAUUUAAAAGAGUUCUCUGUGUGUGUGUGUGUGUGUGUAUGUGUGUGUGUGUGUGUAUGUGUGUGUGUGUGUGUAUAGAAGAUUGUUAUUCCUAAACACUGAAUUCCAAUCUCACCCCAUACCUAACUGGUCUUUAUAUAGUCCAGUAAUAUUUCUAUCCUGUUCUUUUUAUGUCUCAUUUAUUUUGGCCAUCUCCUUAUCAUGCUGCCUAUGCACUGGCCUUCAUUCUCAUCUCCUGCCCUACUUUGGACCCUGUACUCUGGAUUCCCCGUUUCUGAUAACUGAGUUUUCACCAUGCCCAGAACCAGUCCUCUAAACUAUUUCCUGGCCAUCUCCAUACCAUAACACUUUGUACAUCAUCCUCCCCCAACCCCAAAGUUUCCCUCGACGUGUGUCUUCCUCAUCAUUAUAAGUUUCAGGAAUAAUCUUGCUUGCAUUUGUAUCCCUGGCAUAAAUAGAAAACAAGAAAUGUGCACCAAAGUAUUCACAUUUUUUAAUUUGUCAAACUGCAGAACUUAAAAUAGGAUGAGCUAGUCCAGUGCAUUAUUAUCCUAGUAGACAUAUAUUACAUAUUAACAACACAUAUCAUGUAGAGGGAAGCACUCUGAUCCUGAAACCUGAAGUGUUAUUUGGGUCCUCACUGGGCCAUUUUUAUAGCACCUUGGGCAUUAUGGUCCUUUCUCUGGACCUUAAUUUCCUCAUCUGUAAAUAAAGAGAUCGCUAAGGUCCAUCCCUGUUCUAAAUACUAUGAACUUAUAAAACUUGAGGUCAACUCAACUCAACAAACUGUUAUAAAGAACUGUGUUCACUUUGUUAGGCUCCAUGUAUACAAAAUAAAAAGCAAAAGAAUCCAUUCAGAGAGAAACCAAUCAAAUUAGUUCUUUUCAUUUGCUUCCCUGCCUCAUACUUCUUCCUACACCACUUGAGGUAGAUGUGUGAUACAUACAGUGGAAAGAGGGCUGAAUUGGGAAUUAGAGAAUCAGGGUUUGACUGCAGAUGGAGACACUACUUUGGUGAAUUUGAGAACAAGGCACUCAUCUUCUCCAGACCCAAGUUUCUCAUAUGUGAAAUGAGGAAAUUCAAAUCAAUGAUGCAGGAGUAGCUAGGUAGCACACUGGAUAGAGUGCCAAACUUGGAGUUGAUGAGGAUCUGGGUUCAAAUUUGACCUCAGAUACUUCCUAGCUAUGUGACCUGGGGCCAGCCAUUUAACCACAAUUGCCUGGCUCUUGUCACUCUUGCCAAUAUAAAAAUAGAAAGAAUAAAGUCCCUUGAAGCUCUUGGAAUAUCAGUGAUCCCCCCAAGCUAUCACAUGUUGGUAGAAGAGUAUUUUCCUCUUACACAGGACUACCUUUUGUUCUGUGAUCGUAUUAUUUACUUUCUCCUUGAAACCCAAGUCACCUCUUUUUGUCUUACACAGAAAAUUCUUCUCAGUUUAGCAUCCCAAGUUUAAAUUCUGGGGGUUCAAAACAAAUGUCAGAAAAUUGUCCUUACAUUUUUCAAGGUCCUUUUCUACUGCCUCACAUAUCUGCUACUCCCAAAUGACCAGGCUGCUUAGAUGAUAUUUCUGUAUUUGUGUCAGGAAUUUCACUGGUUAAACAUAAGCUGGUUUCCUCAUAGACCUCACUUCAAGAGAUAUGCAAUGAAUGCAAUGUGAUGAGAGAGAAAGGAGACAGCUCUCCACCCAGCUUUGCAGCUAGACCUGCCAAAAGCUUGGCAGUCAGCAUUUCUCUGACAAGCCCAGGACAUUUCACUACCCCUCCCCUCUCCAGUGACUGGCUGGGUGGAAUCAGUGAGAAUCAGUUGUCUGAAUUAAUAUAUGAAGAGUCCUACAGAUUAUUUUAGUGAUGGGGGUGAGGGGGAAGGAAGAGGAAGCACAAAUAGAAAAAAUAUUUUAUGUCAGCCCACUCAUAAGAUAAUACAAACCAGUAUUUGCCUCUCUUCCUAAGGAAGUCAGUGAUUUAUAGUUUGUUAUAUCUAUGGUACAUUACAGAAAUCACCAGUCAUUAGAGAGCACAGAUUAGUAAAAGAGACAUAGUAAAGAGGAAAAGAAUUGGUUCCUAGUGACGUACAAAAUUAGUCCUUCAUUUAGGAAAAGCUUAAAAUCUGAUGAAGCAGACCUCCAGCAGAAAUAAAUAAUGACCUCAAGGGAACUCUAUUCCUUGCCCUAAUGGUUCUCCCAGAAAAGAAUCACAUCAAAUCCUCAAAAACACCCCACCCAUUUCUUUUUUUUAAAGUAAAUUUCAAUUUUGUUUCAAUUAUCAUGCAUUUGGUUUUUUUUCUCUUCCCACCCAUCCACUAAGAAAAAAAGGGUAGAGAAAAGAGAAGGGGGGAGGGAGAAGAAAGAGGGAAUGGAGAAGAGGAGGAGAGGAACAAAGAAAUGGGAAAGGGGGAAGGGGAGGAGGGAACAGGGAAGGAAGAGAGAAAGAAAGAAAGAAAGAAAGAAAGAAAGAAAGAAAGAAAGAAAGAAAGAAAGAAAGAAAGAAAGAAAGAAAGAAAGAAAGAAAGAAAGAAAGAAAGAAAGAAAGAAAGAAAGAAAGAAAGAAAGAAAGAAAGAAAGGAAGGAAGGAAGGAAGGAAGGAAGGAAGGAAGGAAGGAAGGAAGGAAGGAAGGAAGGGAAAGCAGGAAAGCCUUGUAUCAUAUAACUAUAGUCUAGCAAAACAUAUUCCCAUACUAUGUCCAAAAUGCAUUUCUCACUCUUUAUAUUAGUCCAUCAUCACUCUGUCAUGAAGUGUUAGGUGUUCUGGAAAGCAAUUUGGAAUUAUGCCCCCAAAGUUAUUAAACUGUACAUGCUUUUUGACCAAGUCAUAUCUAUACCCUAUCCAUUUCUUCAUAAUGAAAUGUCUUAGAAACUAGAAAAUAAAGACAAGAGAACCCAGUCAGAAGAAACACAUCCACCUAGAAUGCUGAGUGCAUUUAAACAUGACCAAUAGUCAGAAAUGUUUAUCAAUAUCUUAUGGAUCUCCUAAAUGAUUUGAGCUUUAAUUAUAUAUAUAUAUAUAUAUAUAUGCAUACAUAUAUAUCCCAUCAGUAGUCUUUCCAUGUUUGAUAUUUGAGUUUCAUUUUUUUCUUGCUUAAAUGCCCUUCUUAUUUCUUCUCAGCCCUCAAAAAUAAACAGAGGAAUUUCCAGAAACUCGGAUCCUUUGAGAUCCUGUUUGUGUGUGCAUGUGUGUGUGUGUGUGUGUGUGUGUGUGUGUGUGGAAAAGACCUAUAUAGAAAGAUUCAUUUUGUAUAAUAAGCAGAGCUAGUAAAUAGGAAUGAGAACAGGAAUGGGUUAUAGAAAAGCAGUUUUCUCUAAUAAGAAUGGACAAGUUCCAUGGGGAUUGCACACAGGCUGGGAUUUGUCUGAAGUGAUCAUUGGGACACAGCUGGAUACCUUCAAGAUUCAGUGUCAAUAGCAUAGACAGGAAGUUGAGGGGAAAGGGGGACAAUGAAUUGGUGCAUUGGAGAUGAGGAGGCUAGGACCAUUUCCUAAAGUAGGAGAUGCUCAAAGUCAUUUGUUGUGUAGCCAUCAUGAAACAUAGCCAUGUGAACUAGCAUGAGAACUAGAUCCUUCCAUAACUAGUACUGAAAGAUGGUUAUAGAGGGAUCAUCUUCACAAAUUGCUACUGGAUUAAUCAUAAGGAGUUCAGGAAUCUGGUUCAGAUGUUUGAAUACUAAUUUACUCUCCUUUACUCUCUGUCCUACAUUCUUCGAUCUUAUCAAAAAAAUUAAUGAAGCUCUAUUUUAGAUACAAAAACCAAAAGGGUAUUUAUUUUAGAAGAGAUGUGUAGGACAAUAAAAAGAAAAAAGAAAAAUUAUCUAUUUUAUAAAAUAAAAUAUUAAAAUUGUUUUGAAGGGCAUAUCACUAUAAGAAAGUAAGGAGAGAACGAAUGAGAACAAAAGAAAAAAGGAAAAGGAAGGGAGAAAGAAAGAGAGAGGGGGAGGGAGGAAGAGGAAGGAAGGAAGGAAGGAAGGAAGGAAGGAAGGAAGGAAGGAAGGAAGGAAGGAAGGAAGAAAGGAAGGAAGGAAGGAAGGAAGGAAAAAAGUAAAGGCAAAAGGAGACAUUUUGAUUCAUAUUGUUCUAUAUUAGCAAGAGUCCAACACCAUUGGGACAACAUUGUGACUCUAAAUGCACUCAAGGCUCACAACCCAACUAUGUAUGUGUUCAGAUGUUUAAGGAUGAAUGUAAGUCAUGCUAAUGGGCACACACUCCUAUGAUUAGAACAAGAAUACAUAUUGAAUCAACACAAAGGGAAGAAUGAGAAGAAUACAUUUGACAUUCUAGGAGUUAUUCUGAAAAGCUUGCCCCUUUCUCUCUCUCCUUUCCCACAGACUUUUUUUGGGUUAAGUUUUGUUUCAUUCUCAGCACAAUGCUAACAAUUGUGAGCAUGCCUAACUUUGGAUCAUCCUGUCCAAUGCCACAUUAGUGCUACAGGGAACACAGCAAUAAAAGCAGAACGGAGUCAUGUUUUGCAUUCAGAGUCAAUCUGUAACAUUUUCUGAGUUUGGUCUGUUGAGUUACAAAUGGCGCCAUGAUGCUUCCUGCUACAACAAAGAAUAUGUAGACAGAAGUAUGCAGUUGGAAAAUGCCCAUCCUGCCCUUAUUCAUAUAUUCUAGGACUCUUCGGUUUUCCAAAGGACAAAGAAAUUAAAGAUUUACAAAGAGGUUUUAUUCUACAGUAGGUGUGUCAUUUUUUCCUUUCACAUGUUUUGAAAUGUACAAAUGGUGGAGCCACAGGGGGAAAAAUACCUUUUUAACUGAGUUUAGCUGAUUUUGUCAUUCCUGUAUAAGUAUUAUUAACCGUUUGUCUUUCUUCAUGUUUGUUUUACAAUUUGUUGUAAAGUACUACAUAGACUUGUAUGCAGAGCUGUCACAAUUGCCUGUUAGAUCUUUAACAGAACUGAGAGCAUGCAUUUCUCUGUUUUCUGAUAAUCUUAUGAACUUAGAUACUUGUAUUUCUGUGUUUUAAAGUGUUAUAACUAUUGAUAAACAUGAAAAAAAAAUCCUGACACUGUUGUCUAAGGAAAAACAAAAAAGUUUUACUAAAUCCGA
This is a messenger RNA of Monodelphis domestica (gray short-tailed opossum), 18404 nucleotides long. RefSeq names its product solute carrier family 24 member 3 (gene SLC24A3). Gene Ontology annotation, biological process: calcium ion transmembrane transport; intracellular calcium ion homeostasis. The record is from RefSeq and is a predicted model, not a curated record. Gene Ontology annotation, cellular component: plasma membrane. NCBI's taxonomy places the organism in Eukaryota, Metazoa, Chordata, Mammalia, Didelphimorphia, Didelphidae. Gene Ontology annotation, molecular function: calcium, potassium:sodium antiporter activity; calcium channel activity.